AUGACAGCUUUGGCCCAACCUCCGGUCCCUUUAUCCACGGGGAGUGACAUCCCGACAUACGACCAGGUCCCCGAGACUGCCUAUGACCUGGACUGGGCAGACCUAGCCACCUUGGAUCUGUCUCAAUUUGAUCAGCCAGGUGGCAAGGAACAGCUAGCUAAGCAGCUUUUCCAAGCUAUCCAAGAUAUCGGGUUCUUCUAUAUCACCAAGUUUGGCCUCUCACAAGAGGAUGUCGACCGCCAAUUCUCGAUUGGCAAGGAAGUCUUCAAAUUACCACUAGAGGAGAAACUCAAGUAUCGCGCCGAGCUAGAAAAAGGCGGCUACAAUGGAUACAAGCCCCUAGGUCUGCGAGAAAUUAGCCCCGGUGUCUUGGACAACGUCGAAAUCUACAAUAUUCCAAAGUUUAUCCCUGCCUUUGAGCGCCCCCAGCCCGACAUUGUGAAUCACAAUCGUCCGGUUAUCGAGAGCUUCGCGCGCCACAUCAAUGAUGAAGUCGUACGCAAGCUUCUCAUACUUUUGGCUAUUAUCCUCGAGCUACCUGACAAUUAUUUCCUCAAGGUGCACCGUUACGAAAAGAAAAGUGACUGCCACCUGCGGUAUAUGAAGUAUCACCGCCGAACCGAUGAAGAGAACGAGAAAGCCGCUGGUGUUUGGUCCAAGGGCCAUACCGACUUUGGCAGCCUGACUUUACUCUUCCGUCAGCCAGUCGCCGCUCUGCAGGUCCGCACUCCGGAGGGAGAGUGGAAAUGGGUGAAGCCAUACCCUGGAAGCAUCACCGUGAACCUUGCAGACUCGCUUCAUUUCCUCACCAAUGGCUUCCUGAAGAGCAGUAUACACCGUGUCGUCGCACCUCCGCCCGAUCAGCGGAAUGUUGACCGUCUGGGUGUUCUAUACUUUGUCCGCCCUGAGGAUGACCUUGAGCUGCGACCGGUGGUCAGCGAGGUGCUACAUCGUUUGGGAUAUGACCAGAUAACUGAUAAUAAUGCCGUUGGCAUCACUGCUGGUGAGUGGGUAAAAGCCCGAGUAGCCAAGGGAGUUGACAGAGGCACCGCACGAAGUGAAGUCGGAGAUCAACCUAUUAUUGGAGGCGUGGUCGCUAAGUACUACGAUUAA
Messenger RNA from Penicillium brasilianum, 1113 nucleotides. Lineage: Eukaryota; Fungi; Ascomycota; Eurotiomycetes; Eurotiales; Aspergillaceae. The record is from the annotation of a GenBank genome assembly.